UCACGGCAGCGGAGAGGGGCCGGGGCACAGGGCUCGUGUCGUACCCUUACCGAGAGCUCCGACCGGGAACCUGGAUAUCGCCACAGCUUUCACCAGCCUCGUCCCGGAAAAAUGAUUUCUGAAAGCAGCUCCUUCAUCAAGGGUGUGCUGCUUGGAGGAGUUUUCUGCAUGUUGGUUACGCUCCUUGGACACAUUAAGGUGGGCCAUGGGACCAAAGCGCAUCACCACGAGCAUCAUCACAUCCAGGCUCCCAACAAGGAAGAUGUCUUAAACCUCUCAGAAGGGGAACGUGUGGAGCUUAGUAAAAACAUCAAUGUGUACUGUAUCAUCCUUGUCAAACCAAAAGAUCUGGGGCACUGGGCUGCAGCAAGGGAGACCUGGAGCAAGCACUGUGACAAGGCAGAAUUCUACAGCUCAGAAAAGGUCAAAGUGUUCGAUUCUGUGGCCGUCAACACAAACGAUAUGUGGGCGAUGAUGCGCAAAGCUUACAAGAUCGCGUACGAACGCUAUAAGGAUGAAUUCAGCUGGUUCUUCCUUGCAUAUCCAACAACAUUUGCUAUAAUUGAAAAUCUUAAGUAUUUCUUACUGAAAAAAGACCCCUCUCAGCCUUUUUACAUAGGCCACACUGUGAAAUCUGGUGACCUUGAGUAUGUAGAUGGCGAGGGAGGGAUCGUCUUAAGCAUUGAGUCACUAAGACGCCUCUCCCGUGUUCUUGAAGACCCUGACAAGUGCCCAGAGCAGGGAGGUAUGAUUUGGAAACUGGCAGAGGACAAACAGCUGGCAAUCUGCCUGAAGUACGGCGGCGUGUUUGCCGAAAACGCCGAAGACUCCGAAGGGAAAGACGUCUUCAACACUAAAUCCGUGGGGGCGCUCAUCAAGGAGGCCAUGUCCACGCACCCGCAGCAGGUGGUGGACGGCUGCUGCUCCGACAUGGCCAUCACCUUCAGCGGGCUGGCCCCCAACCACAUGCACGUGAUGAUGUACGGCGUGUACCGGCUGCGGCCCUACGGCCACUCCUACAGCGACGCCCUGGUGUUCCUGCCCCCUCCGGGCUCCGACAAUGACUGACGGCGCCUCGGGGAAGGAGGAGCCCUGGGGUGGCUCUUCUCACAACACACAGUUGGACUGACACGUUCUGGUACUGGUGUACAGGUUCUUUUGCACAUUGAGGGUUGGGAAAGCUCUUCAUUUUAAAAGUGGAAGGAGGAUUUUUUUCUAAAUCUUUUAUAGAGAAAUGCUUUUGACAGUGCUGGAAUGAAAUUAUGAAAAGAAGAUGUUAAUGUUUAUUAUAAAAGGAAAUUAAGUUUAUAGGGGGGGGUUUGUACAUGUAAAUAUUUAUUAAUGAAAAUGAAAUGGACUUUAGUCUACUCUUAAAAAUAUAUUUUUGCAAGACUUUGAUUAUUUCAGUUCUUCCAGGCAUUUCUAGAAUGUCUUUAUACCUUUCUAAGUUGUACCAAUAAAACUGACUACAGAUUCAGUCUCAAA
Melospiza melodia melodia is the source of this 1485-nucleotide messenger RNA. It is a transcript of the gene C1GALT1C1, whose product is annotated as C1GALT1 specific chaperone 1. The record is from RefSeq and is a predicted model, not a curated record. Gene Ontology annotation, molecular function: N-acetylgalactosaminide beta-1,3-galactosyltransferase activity. NCBI's taxonomy places the organism in Eukaryota, Metazoa, Chordata, Aves, Passeriformes, Passerellidae. The transcript has 2 exons. Bases 112 to 1068 code for a protein of 318 amino acids.